This is a messenger RNA of Psylliodes chrysocephalus, 1175 nucleotides long. The record is from the annotation of a GenBank genome assembly. NCBI's taxonomy places the organism in Eukaryota, Metazoa, Arthropoda, Insecta, Coleoptera, Chrysomelidae.
CGGCCGCUGACGCUUGGAAACAGUUGCAGGCGCGUGACAUCUGACUCGAUCUGCAUGUGCGUACUGUUUACUGAUUUCGGACACACGUUUGACGGUAUUUCAGUUUCUGGUAUGGUUGAGUGAUGAGGUUUGAGGGUGGUCGGGGGUUGUUUUCGAUUGGAUUGAGAGAUGAAUUUUUCGUGAUGUGUGAGUGCGUUAAGUGCCAAGAAAAAUGACAUUUUUUGUGACAGUUCAUGUGUUAUUUUUGGUUAUACUCAUUUUUGUACAAGAUGUCUUAUGUUUAAGAAACGUACGACUGACAAUCGAACCCAACAUAGUGCAGCGCGGGAGCAAUUCAACCCUCCACUGUUCCUACGAUUUGGAAAACGACGAUGUUUUGUAUUCAGUUAAGUGGUACAGAGGACGUUACGAGUUCUACAGAUACAUCCCCAGCGAAUUGCCUAUUAUAAAGACAUUCCCGUUCAAAGGUAUAAAUGUCGAUGAGAAGAAUUCCAAUUCUACUCAAGUUUUAUUGAAAGACAUUGACUUUAAGAUAUCUGGCAACUUUAGCUGUGAAGUCACAACCGAUGCCCCAUUUUCUACUGGAUACGACAGGAGAACGAUGGUCGUAGUCCAGCUGCCAGAAAAUCCUCCGACGAUCAGCGUAGAAGGAGAACCCCUGGACUACGGAGACACAUUAAGGGCUAACUGCUCCUGCCCGCCUUCGAAGCCGCAGGCUUCCUUGAUGCUUCUGUUAAAUAAUCUUACGGUGGCUAAAAUUCAGCCUUCAUUCCCCAAUAAACAUGAAAAUCCUUUGUGGAGCGAUUUACCGCUAGCCAUGACGUUGGCUGAAGAACACUUCAACGGUGGAAGGUUGAUACUACGAUGUGUCGCAGAAAUAGGCGAAAUAUACCGCGAAGAGGCUGUGCUCAAGUUAGGCAGUGUUCGUGAUCCCGUCCCCGAAAGAGUGAGCGCUUACAGCGUUGGCACGUUUUGCGAAAAUUCACGGGCGCUGCUGCAGAUUAUUACUCUGAUUUCAAUUAUGUCAAUGUUUAGUUAGAAUUGCUCAUGAAUUAUUUUUAUUUGUAACUGUAUGUAAUAACUGUUUAGUUUCGUUUGAGUAACAUAAGAGUGUAUAAAUCAAUUAUCGACGUUAAGAGAAAAAUUAUUGUUAUUUGUUGUUUACGCAAUAUAUU